CGACACUGGUGAGGGCUUUCGGGCGUGGCCUAGGACGGGCAGCUCCGGGGGCAGCGAUUUCACAUCGGAAACAAAACAGCGGCUGGUCUGGAAGUAAUCUGGUUUGCGAGCGAGUAGCGGCUGCGGCGACGGGAAAAGAACCUAAUCCAGGAGCCUACAAGUGACAGCAGCCCUCGAGGUCCUUAGAUAGCUUGGCCUGGAGGAGAACACAUGAAAGAAAGACCCCCAAGAGGCUUUGUUUUCUGUGAAAAAAUAUUUCUAUACGGUUGCUCCAAUGACAGAAUUACCUGCACCCUUGUCUUACUUCCAGAAUGCACAGAUGUCCGAGGAUAACCACCUGAGCAAUACUGUACGUAGCCAGAAUGACAAUAGAGAACAGCAGGACUAUGGCGACAGGCGGAGACUUGGCAACCCUGAGCCAUUAUCUAAUGGACGACCCCAGGGUAACUCUGGGCCUGUGGUGGAGCGAGAUGAGGAAGAAGAUGAGGAGCUGACACUGAAAUACGGCGCCAAGCAUGUGAUCAUGCUCUUUGUCCCUGUGACUCUCUGCAUGGUGGUGGUUGUGGCUACCAUCAAAUCAGUCAGCUUUUAUACCCGGAAGGAUGGGCAGCUAAUCUAUACCCCAUUCACAGAAGACACCGAGACUGUGGGCCAGAGAGCCCUGCACUCAGUUCUGAAUGCUGCCAUCAUGAUCAGUGUCAUUGUUGUCAUGACUAUCCUCCUCGUGGUUCUAUAUAAAUAUAGGUGCUAUAAGGUCAUCCAUGCCUGGCUUAUCAUAUCAUCUCUAUUGUUGCUGUUCUUUUUUUCCUUCAUUUACUUGGGAGAAGUGUUUAAAACCUAUAACGUUGCUGUGGACUACAUUACUGUUGCGCUCCUGAUCUGGAAUUUCGGUGUGGUGGGAAUGAUUUCCAUUCACUGGAAAGGUCCACUUCGACUCCAGCAGGCAUAUCUCAUUAUGAUCAGUGCCCUCAUGGCCCUGGUGUUUAUCAAGUACCUCCCUGAAUGGACUGCGUGGCUCAUCUUGGCUGUAAUCUCAGUAUAUGAUUUAGUGGCUGUUUUGUGUCCAAAAGGUCCACUCCGUAUGCUGGUUGAAACAGCUCAGGAGAGAAAUGAAACUCUAUUUCCAGCUCUCAUUUACUCCUCAACAAUGGUGUGGUUGGUGAAUAUGGCAGAAGGAGACCCAGAAGCCCAAAGGAGGGUAUCUAAAAACACUAAAUAUAAAGCACAAAGUACAGAAAGGGAGUCACAAGAUGCUGUUGCAGAGAAUGACGAUGGUGGCUUCAGUGAAGAGUGGGAAGCCCAAAGGGACAGUCAACUAGGGCCGCAUCGCUCUACAUCUGAGUCACGAGCUGCUGUCCAGGAAAUUUCCAACAGCAUCCCAGCCAGUGAAGAUCCAGAGGAAAGGGGAGUAAAACUUGGAUUGGGAGAUUUCAUUUUCUACAGUGUUCUGGUUGGUAAAGCCUCAGCAACAGCCAGCGGAGACUGGAACACAACCAUAGCCUGUUUUGUAGCCAUAUUAAUUGGUCUGUGCCUUACAUUACUACUCCUCGCCAUUUUCAAGAAAGCAUUGCCAGCUCUUCCAAUCUCUAUCACCUUUGGGCUUGUUUUCUACUUUGCCACGGAUUAUCUUGUACAGCCCUUCAUGGACCAGUUAGCAUUCCAUCAAUUUUAUAUCUAGCACAUUUGCAGUUAGAAUCCCAUCAAUGUUUCUCCUUUGACUAUAAUAAAAUCUGGGGAGGACAAAGGUGAUUUGCCUGUGUCCACAUCUAACAAAAUCAAGAUUCCCGGCUGGACUUUUGCAGCUUCCUUCCAAGUUUUCCUGACCACCUGCAGUAUUGGACAUUGGAAGGAGAUAUCUUUAGAAAAUGGUUUUGAACACCUUCAUCAUGGUGGACUGUGUCCCUCGGUGCAAAACUACCUGAUUUGAGGGACAAGGACAAGGAAACGUGAUGGGCCAAGAAGUUGCUGUGCUCCCUCAACGGUUUGACCCUUUGUCACAGGGAGAUUUUACCAACGCUGCAGACGCUCAGGACUACCAUUACCAAAAGGUUAAAUGAAGUGGUUUAAACCAAACAGAACUCUUCAUCUUAAACUACAUGUUGAAAAUCAACCUAAUAAAUCUAUAUUAAUUGAAUUCUGAACCUUUGCAGGAGAUACUGUGAGGAGAGCAAGCACCAGCAGCAAAAUGGAGAGGUGGAGAGGGGCUCACGCUUUCACUUCCAGACUUCUUUGCUGCAGAUUUAUAAUUUUUAAAUAAGACUCCCCCCAGCCCCCACUUUGAGUCAAGUCAUAUGUGUAAGUUGAUUUUGACCAUUUUUGUUCUCAAGCACUGAAAUUCAUUACCAUCUCUGGUCACCAUUUCUUCCCAAGGCCAGUCUGAACUUAUUUGAAGUUGCUUUAUCCUAAAAGUAUUAACCUCAGGUUCCAAAUUCAGUAAUUUCUGAAAAUAAUGGAACUAUUGCUCAACAAUUCCCUAUCAUCCUUAAGUUAAUUCUGGAUUUUCCAUCAAAUUCCUAAUUUUUAGAUACACGUGUAGGUUCACUUGCCCCGAGAUGCCUCCUCUGUCCCAUCCCUCUCUCCAUUCCCAUGCAAGCAGUCCUCUCCUACAGCAAGUAAGGCAGCUCUGUCAUGGUAGCAGAUGAUCCUGGUAUUCUAGGAUUUUACUCUUUGUAUGGUGCAAAGAAUGUGUUAUGAAUCAGUGCUAUCAGCCUUGCUGUCGUACCUUCUUCCAUAGCAGAUACGAUGUGUGCCCAAAGACAGUAGAAUUAAAGAAGAGUAAAAUGGCUGGUGAAGCAC
Messenger RNA from Propithecus coquereli (Coquerel's sifaka), 2796 nucleotides. It is a transcript of the gene PSEN1, whose product is annotated as presenilin 1. Gene Ontology annotation, cellular component: apical plasma membrane; growth cone; neuronal cell body. Lineage: Eukaryota; Metazoa; Chordata; Mammalia; Primates; Indriidae. The record is from RefSeq and is a predicted model, not a curated record. Gene Ontology annotation, molecular function: aspartic endopeptidase activity, intramembrane cleaving; cadherin binding; beta-catenin binding. Bases 275 to 1678 code for a protein of 467 amino acids. Gene Ontology annotation, biological process: amyloid-beta metabolic process; calcium ion transport; Notch receptor processing. The transcript is spliced from 12 exons.